Ramularia collo-cygni is the source of this 1143-nucleotide messenger RNA. Its product is annotated as related to NADH pyrophosphatase. The coding region runs from base 1 to 1143 and encodes 380 amino acids. Gene Ontology annotation, molecular function: NADH pyrophosphatase activity. The record is from RefSeq and is a predicted model, not a curated record. Gene Ontology annotation, cellular component: cytosol. NCBI's taxonomy places the organism in Eukaryota, Fungi, Ascomycota, Dothideomycetes, Mycosphaerellales, Mycosphaerellaceae. Gene Ontology annotation, biological process: NADP+ catabolic process; NAD+ catabolic process. The transcript has a single exon.
AUGGCGCCUUCAACAUUGACCGAGAUCUUUGGGGAUGCCAACAAUGCCUACUUCUCCAACGGCAACAUCGACAGGCUGGCAUUUUUGCGAAUGCAGAACGAGCUCAUGGACAAGGCUUCCACCCACCCAUAUGCAAAGUACUUGACAUUCGCAGAGCUCAACGCUUUACGAUCUAGUGAUGGCUCGUUUUCAUACUGUUCCUACAAGGAUGUCGAGAGCUUCAUUGGGAGGCCCUUUGCUCAAGACGAGAAGACGCUGAUCCAAGAAUUCGACCCAGCGAAGCAUAACCCCACACUUGUAUUCCUCGGCCUCGACCUUGAGGGACCAGACAGGGAAAAUACUGUCCAGUUGGGUAAUUACUCGGGAGUCCCCUUCUUUGCCCUCGAUGUGUCUUCUUCCCAUUACGAUGCUCUCAAAGCCAAACAAGCGGAGCAGGGCAAGAAGCAUGUUCCAACCCGCAUCGACUUGGGUCUUGCUCGGAAUGAUUCCGCCGUGCUCAGUCACGCAAGAUCUCUCCUUGAUUGGCACACAAGAAAUCGCUUUUGUGGAGUUUGUGGAGGGCGUACAAUGUCUACCCAUGGCGGGGCAAAGAUCGUCUGCCCACCCGCAGACGCUGGAGUCCCACGGAAGAAGACUUGCUCUACUCGUAUCGGUCUGCACAACCAGGCCUUCCCGCGGACUGAUCCUACAGUUAUCAUCGCUCCAAUCUCAUCAGACGCCAGACGCGUGCUUCUCGGCCGAGGUAAGCGAUGGCCUGACCAGUACUUUAGCUGUCUUUCUGGGUUUGUGGAACCUGGAGAGUCGUUGGAAGUUGCUACCCGUCGGGAAGCGUUCGAAGAGACUGGUGUUCGCAUCGAUCGUGUCCAACUACACUCUUCGCAACCCUGGCCAUAUCCAUCGACGCUGCUGAUAGGUGCUAUGGGUCAGUGUGUUCCUGGUGGCGAGGACAUAACAUAUCCGGAGUCUGAGCUUGAGGAAGCAAAGUGGUUCGAGCUGGCGGAAGUAGAACAUGCGCUUGAUCAUGGAGCGAAUCCUAUGUGGGAGCCACCAAUCAAGGGGUAUUCUGGCCCUCGAGUACCGCCAUCUCAAUUGAUGGCACACCAGCUGCUGAGAGGGGUGUUGAAGCUGUUUCAUAAGAGGUAA